AUGGCGUCGAGAUUAUUUUCACCCAUCAUGCACACUUGCAUAAUCUCUUCACUUGUUCUAAUGACUGCAUGGAAGUUUGAUAAUGGGUACGGUUACGAAGGGUUAUUUGUCGUUCCAUUCUACAUCUUUGCCACUAUAGCAGAAGUGGCAGCUAAAAUCCUCAAUCCAUCCGACGAGGAGGUAGGACAUCCCAGGAAGUUGUGGGAUGGGAAUGCUCUUANUGGGUUAAAUCGGCAACACAGUGUAGAGUAUUGGCUUACACUUGAUCUAUUAGCUUCAGAGACACUUGAAAUCAAUCGACCAUGUAGUGCAGUUAGAGUGAAGAACUCGGUUGAAGCUGACAUUGUUUUUGUCCCCUUCUUUGCUUCCUUGAGUUACAAUCGGAAAUCUAAGCUCCGUGGGAACGAAACCGUUAGUGUUGAUAGAUUGUUGCAGGAGAGAUUAGUUGAGUUCUUGAAAAAUCAAGAUGAGUGGAAAAGAUUUGAUGGGAAAGAUCAUUUGAUUGUAGCUCACCAUCCAAACAGUUUGCUCUAUGCAAGAAACUUGCUUGGGUCCGCAAUGUUUAUUCUCUCGGAUUUUGGAAGGUACCCUUCUGCGAUUGCCAAUCUUGAGAAAGACAUCAUUGCGCCUUACUUGCACGUUGUUAAGACUAUCUCUAACAAUGAGUCUGCUCCGUUUGAGAAGCGUCCUGUAUUGGCAUAUUUCGAAGGAGCAAUCUACAGAAAAGAUGGUGGAAGUAUUCGUCAAGAGCUGUAUAACCUUCUUAAAGAUGAGAAAGAUGUUCACUUUGCAUUUGGAACUGUAAGAGGGAACGGGACUAAACAAACUGGUAAAGGAAUGGCUUCCUCGAAGUUUUGUCUCAAUAUCGCUGGUGACACUCCUUCCUCUAAUCGUCUUUUCGAUGCCAUAGUGAGCCAUUGUGUUCCUGUUAUAAUCAGUGAUCAGAUUGAGCUUCCGUUUGAAGAUACUCUAGACUAUUCGAGUUUCUCUGUGUUUGUGCAUUCCACUGAAGCUGUAAAGAAAGGGGUUUUGGUGAAUCUUCUCAGAGGGAUUAGAGAGGAUCAGUGGAAGAAGAAGUGGGAGAGACUGAAAGAGGUUGUUGAAUGUUUUGAGUAUCGGUUUCCUUCGCGUCCUGGAGAUUCUGUGGAUAUGAUUUGGUCAGCUGUUUCUCAUAAGCUUUCUUCACUUCAGUUUGAUGUUCAUAGAAAGAAUCGGUACCGUAGAUCUGAUAUUUUUGAUAGGAAUCGAUCAGAAAUAUGAACAGAACUACUUGAACAAAAUCCAUUUUCUCUUCAUUCUUCAUGUUUGUAAUGUUUCGUGAAUGGAAGAUCAUAGACCAGAAUUCAGCUGAUCUAAUCUUUACUCUGUUGUAGUUUUGCC
Camelina sativa (false flax) is the source of this 1380-nucleotide messenger RNA. Its product is annotated as putative arabinosyltransferase ARAD1. Gene Ontology annotation, molecular function: glycosyltransferase activity. NCBI's taxonomy places the organism in Eukaryota, Viridiplantae, Streptophyta, Magnoliopsida, Brassicales, Brassicaceae. The record is from RefSeq and is a predicted model, not a curated record.